Messenger RNA from Trachymyrmex septentrionalis, 1237 nucleotides. Its product is annotated as major royal jelly protein 3-like. The record is from RefSeq and is a predicted model, not a curated record. The coding region runs from base 44 to 1237 and encodes 397 amino acids. Lineage: Eukaryota; Metazoa; Arthropoda; Insecta; Hymenoptera; Formicidae. The transcript has 6 exons. Gene Ontology annotation, cellular component: extracellular region.
AAGUUACACAACAUUAUUACUUGCAAACUACCAGCUACUAAAAAUGGGAUUUACUUCAUUUAUUCUACUAAUUCUGUCAAUGGCGAUUGUGAGCUUCGGAGUUGAAGUGAAUGUCAUACAUGAAUGGAAAUACGCUGACUUUGAAUGGCGAAGUCAAGAGCAGAAGAAAGAAGCAUUAAGAUCCGGCUCUUACAAUCCACUGAUGUGCUUAUUCGAAGAUACAAGUAAAGCAGAUGAUGGUAGACUAUUCGUUACUGUUACUAAUAUAUAUGGCGCUGGUUCACCUGCUACUUUGACGACAGUAACUAAUAAAAUAGGACCAGGAGGUCCAAUUUUACGGCCAUAUCCAGAUUGGAGUUGGUAUAAUAGCAAUUGGUACAAUAGCAAAUGUAUGUGUGAUGGUAUUGUAAAUGUCUAUCGAACAAAUAUUCAAUGCAAUCACCUCAUCGUUCUGGAUAAUGGCAAAAUCGGGCAAUUCGACCAAGUCUGUAAUCCAAAACUGUUGAUCUUUGAUUUAAAAGAUGAUACACUUGUUAAAAGUAUUUAUCUUCCACUUGAUUUUGCUACUAAUCAAACAGGCUCUGGAUUAAUGAUAACGCCUUUGGUUUAUGCUCCCGGAGACUGCAAACAGUUUUUGAAUAAAAUGAUUGUAUUUAUGACUGAUACAGAAGGUUCAGGUUUAGUGGUGUAUGAAUCAUCUACAAAGCGUAUGUGCAGAGUCGAAUCUGAUUACAUGAAACCGGUUAAUACUUUUUUCUCUGUAGCAAAGCAAAAUUUUACUCAUGAAGGCGGAAUUUUCAGUAUAACAAUCGUUAAUGAUGAAUUAUAUUAUGUACCUAUAUCGGGAAAAGGAAUAUAUAAGAUAAAAAUAGAGGCACUACUAAAAUGUCCAAACAAGGAAGAGGCUAAUAAACAAAGUAAACUAGUGACUAAAUUAUCAAGCCAAACAGCAGUUAUUACAUCAACGAAAAAUUCAAUAUUUUAUAGCAAUUACAGGGAAAUGUCUAUUCUAGGCAUGAACGUCUGCGCGAAAUUUAAUAAAAUCGCGGUGGAAAUAGCGCAAGACAACGAAAAAUUUCAAGUUAUAAGUUCGAUGAAAGUUUCAAAUUAUUGGAAUAGAAUGAUAUGUAUGUCAAAUAGAUAUCAACAUUUCGCUCUGCAUACAUUAAAUUUAGGUGUUACAAACUUCCGUUAUUUUGAAAUAAAAUUACCAGAAAUAAAGAAAAUUAUAGAUUAG